Molecule: messenger RNA, 443 nt
Organism: Oncorhynchus kisutch (coho salmon)
Lineage: Eukaryota; Metazoa; Chordata; Actinopteri; Salmoniformes; Salmonidae
Product: balbiani ring protein 1-like
Exons: 1
Source: RefSeq, a predicted model, not a curated record
AUGUGCAUUAAAGCGUGUUUUGGGAGUCGAGUCGGAGUCGGCUCCAACCGCAGGGAGUCGGCUCCAACCGCAGGGAGUCGGCUCCAACCGCAGGGAGUCGGCUCCAACCGCAGGGAGUCGGCUCCAACCGCAGGGAGUCGGCUCCAACCGCAGGGAGUCGGCUCCAACCGCAGGGAGUCGGCUCCAACCGCAGGGAGUCGGCUCCAACCGCAGGGAGUCGGCUCCAACCGCAGGGAGUCGGCUCCAACCGCAGGGAGUCGGCUCCAACCGCAGGGAGUCGGCUCCAACCGCAGGGAGUCGGCUCCAACCGCAGGGAGUCGGCUCCAACCGCAGGGAGUCGGCUCCAACCGCAGGGAGUCGGCUCCAACCGCAGGGAGUCGGCUCCAACCGCAGGGAGUCGGCUACCUGGACACAGCCCUUGGCCAUGGGCUCCGGACACCCUG